This is a messenger RNA of Amoebophrya sp. A25, 6135 nucleotides long. NCBI's taxonomy places the organism in Eukaryota, Dinophyceae, Syndiniales, Amoebophryaceae. The record is from the annotation of a GenBank genome assembly.
GAGAAGGCUCCCAAGGACUGACGACUCUUCUUAGCGGAACGGCAACUUCUUCGAAUGCUGGAAGUUCUGCGCCAGCAGCUGGAGGCGGCUUGCUCGGUGUAGGAGGGAUAUCAGCGUUCGGGAUGCCUUCAUCUUCCGUUCGUUCAGCUGAACAAGCACCAGGCAACAUGAAUCAUGCACAGGUGAAUACUAGUGGCGUCGCGGCACCCUCACUUUUUGGCGGAGCACUAGGAGGAGCAACAAGCUCUGCUGGGGUCGUCGGAUUCGGGGGUAACCCACCACCUCCUGGUGCUGCGCAGCGGUCACCGGUAUUUGCUUAUGGGGGGGGAGACCUGCGCACGCCAGGAGGCCUCGGACCGUCACCGAUCACAACGAGCGCUAGUUUGCAGCAGCAAUUACUGGGGAGCGCGGCUUCGCCGGCCAUCCCCCGUCGGGGUGGCCUCGGUCUAGGUGGCGGCCUUUCGGGGUUGCGCGCGGCCGGAUCUUUUGGGCGUAAUAGUCUUGGCAUGCGCCUAAGCUCCGGCAACAAUUUCGCGAUGGGCAUAGCCAACGGCAUGAACAAUAGGAUUUCGGGGGUACGAGAACUAGAAGUUUUUCACCAGGCUGAGGGCUCGGAGGACGCAGACGACCACCUACUAACUGCAUUUGCCCCAGGCGGUGACAUGAUAGACGUGGACCACACUGCAAACAAUACAACAUCAAAUAAUGGUACGAGAAGUUCUCUUGCGAUAAAUCAGCUCCAAUUUCAAUUACAUGCGGAGGAUCUUGUUGAUAUACCAUCUUCUGCAGGAGGACCGCGAUCGCAGAUGAUGCCUCUGUCUCCUCCGCCCAAACGGUCACCUAUGGCGCCACCUGCAGUAGAGCAGAUAGGCGGCAGCUCCUCGUCAACCGCCGGACCGUCGGACAUCCUGGCUGGAGGCAGACACUUUCAUUCUUCCGCUGACAACGCACCUCCAAAGUUACCUACUUUUGGUCUUGGGCUUGCGGGUAGCAACACUACGGGUGACAGCAUCAAUCAGAAUCACGUCAGAAAUGGUCACGCUCAUCAAGGUUCUAGCAGAGAUCCAAUACAGGACGCAACAAGAGAGGCGAGUAGAGGCAACAGAGGAGGAGGAGAUUUCUCAGGAGGAGGAGGAGGAAGCGGCUCUUCCGAACACUCACCUGGCGAAUCCGAUGAGCCAAGAGGAGGGAGCAAAGAUGAGCCCAUGCUUCAGAGGCUCAGGCAGCGCAUACAGACAGCUUUCCGGGCCCAUCUGUACCAGACGGGUGCCUUUCUGGCGGAUAAAGUCCUCGCUAUCAGCAAUGACACGGACGACCUCUUUACCUUAGCCGAAUGUCUCUACCAAAAUCGGGAAUAUGCCCGGGUGAUCUUUCUGCUUACACAGCAGUAUCCAGCGCAGCUCCGUGAUGAGGAGCGACUAAAGUAAUUACAAUUAGGUAGUAAAUUCGAUAAACCUUUUUCCUACCUUUUUAUUCAGGAGUCAAAUCCAUACUUUUUGGAGCGAAUCCACAUCAGAAGAAGCACAUUGGAUGAACUGUUUCACAAUUCAGGUUAGUUGUAUUCUGUGUCUUCACACCGUAGUACAUUAACUACAGCUACACCUGCCCGUUUUCACAAGGUUGCUCGUCGUGCAGAGUUAUCUCUGUGCGCGGGAGUUCGACGAGGCACUUCGUUUUUUGGACGAGAGCUGCCUUCCUUCAGGCGUAGGCCUCGCGCGCUUUGAGGAGGGUGAGCUGCGCGCCGUUUUUGCGUAUCUGAAGGGACGCGUCUUCGAGCAUUUCGAAAAUCGAGAUAGUGCAGUUAACUGCUACAAGCUUGCUGUGCAUUACGUUAAGGCAAGGAAAGAUUCGUUAAUAGCAUAGUAUUUACGUUAGUACUAAGUACGUAGAGCUAGAAGCACUUAGUAUGAUAACUAUCACAACUUGUAAAGAAGUAAUAAUAGAAUCGGUAGCUGUCUUGAGAUGGUGUCGUGUAGAAACUUUGGAGGUGUGUAGAAGCUGCGGAGGUCUCGUCUAACCACGAUCCUUAUCUACAUGAGGCAGUGGAGAAGUUGUUGUCUACCAGCAUGCUUUCGCGCGCCGAGGAACAAAGCCUCAUCGAGCGCAUGGCGAUUGAUGACGAGGAUGCAUGGUUGCGAACUCUAUAUUUAAGACUGGUUUAUUAUCACUCCGGAUGCGGAAAUCCGAAGAAACCGCGUAUGCUUUAAUGAAAAACUGUAACGAAGUAAGCGGUCUGUGUCUGAGUCUAAUUCUACUUCUAAUAUAUGCCGCGCGAUCCUCCGCUACUGCGGGAGACGAUGGGAAUUUUUCUGCCGAUGCAUCUUCGUCGACGGGACUGAAGAACAGACUGUCGCUACAGCCGCUUGAGGAUUGCAAGCGCAUGUAUCCAUUAGCCGAGCUUCCACAAGGCUUGCGCGACAAUGCUUUUGUUCUAGGUGCAAUUGCGGAACGAUACUACGCUAGGGUACUACUUUACUACGUCGUGUCAACUUUUUCCUAUUUUUGAUGGCGUUGCUAAUUGACUCUGGGUAGAAAGAGGUGCCAUUUGUUUGUCAUCGAAGACCAAGACACAAUCACAUCAAGGCCACGAUGAACAACUAACAGAUCCGAACCCAUGUUAAAGUUGCACUCUUCGACUUCUUGAAACAUCAAGGACAACACCUAGAAUCCGUCCUAUGCAGUGUUGAAAAGAACUAAGUAGUUGUCUGGGCUGAGAAGAAAUAGAAGCUGUUUUUGUUUCUUAAAGUAAGUUUUCUACGAGUGAACUACGUCAACAUUAAUAUAUAUAGUAUCCACAUGAUGUUGACUUCGUUCAGGGGGACUACACGGCGUCCUACUUGGUUUCCAAGAAGAUACUGGAACGGGAUCCCUAUGAAUUGGACGCCUUGGGAAGCCACAUUGCGUCACUUGUAUUGCUUGAAAACAAGACACUGGUUUUUUGCAUCGCGCACCAGCUUUUGAAGUUAUGAGUUUGAAGAUGGAAAUGAAAAUGUCUAGUUCAUCGGUCUAUAUCAUGUAUGGACAAGAAGUUCAUCACUAUCCUUUUACCUGAAUGUUGCUAGCAAAGAUUUCUUUUUUUUUUCAUUUCCUGCCUAUCCGAACCAUGGCAUUUCGUGGUACGCAAGUGGCUGCUACUACUACAUGGCACGUCGGUACGAGACGGCGCGUAAAUUUUUCUCGAAGGCUACCCUCUUGGAGCACAACUUUGCGCCAGCCUGGGUGGCGUACGGGCAUGCGUUCGCUUUUCAAGAGGAAAGUGAUCAAGCGCUGACAGCCUACCGCACAGCAUCGAGGCUCUUCCCAGGAUCGCACUUGCCAUGGCUAUUUCUGAUAUGACAACAGGAAUUAGUAGUAGACCCAGACGACCUCAACGAGCAUCAGCAUCUGCAUUGCUGAUUGCUUUGAAAGUGGGAAAUCGCAGUCCCCGUUCGAUAUGAGAGGAAGUAUCUGUAAUCAUUUUAUUUGUAGCCUUCUAACCAAGGGGAUGGAAUACACGAGAACAUCGAAUCUUACACUUGCGGAACAGUCGUUGCACAUGGGACGUAGCAUCGCGCCUAACGAUCCGAAUCUGUAUAACGAGCUCGGCGUCUGCGCCUUCGAAAAAGGCGAAUUCGAGUACUGCUGUUUAGACUCUAAAUAAAGGACAAGGAGUCUGAAGAUGCUUAGCCUUCGAACUAAAAAUGGUUUAAAUGCAUAGAUAGUAUACAUCGAUAGAUGGGCUCAUCUUGUGCGAAUAGUAACCUCAACCACGACGUCGAGGAGGCGUCCUCUCUGUGAUUUACCUCUUCGCUCUCGGCAACUUAAUAAAUCACUUAGAUCUAGGAAGUCUCAUCAUCAUGAUUGCCCUGUUGUCCUCCACAACCAGGAACGCGGUCGGCUUCUUCGAUAAGGCGCACCGACUAAAGGAGGACGACGACGCAUUCCUCGAAAAUCUGGGACAUGCCUACUUGAAAUGCAACGAGUAUUCCUUAGUUAUAGCUUUCUUUUUGUUUUUACCCGCUUCUACUACUGAUUUUCGAUAGGGUGCUGCAGUCCAUCGCGUGGGCGCUGCAGCGGCUGAGGAGAACAUAGGCUGCGUGCCGCUUUGGGGUUGGCUUGCUCGUACUUGCGAGGCAGCCACUCUUUUGGCGACGUGGGGGCGGGCGCUCCCAUUCAGUUAGAACAGGUCGCCAUCUUGCUUGCAACUUGCCGGGGGGGGCGCUCUUCUCGUUAGCGGGUCUGCGCCUAUUUCGUUUAGGGUUUCGGGCUGUGAUGGAGAAAGGUGCGGGAGCCUCUAGCCGAGUCCGAUCGCAUCGACUUCGGCGCUGGUUGGUGUGGGGGCGUAAAACUUGCUGGCGGGCCAUAUGUAUGACCAGGGGCGCGGAGUACGCUGCUGCGGCUUAAGCUCGUGCGGGCUCGCGGACAUUGGUCACCGCGCGCGGGCCCGUGCGCCUGCUGGGGGGGUCUUGUACUCAGCCGGAUGGAUGGACACACACGCGCGUGACCUGUUUGAUCCGAUGCCUGUGAAGGAAAUCGCCCAGCACUUAAGCCAAUGAAUCCCCAAAGCAUGCGCGCGGCUGGCGACUACGUACCUUGGUGGAAAGACCGCGGGCGGGGCACAGCCAUGAGCCCGCCACAAGCAUGCCCGGGCCCAGAAUCUCGGCUGUCGCAUGCGGAAGCGUUUGCACAGCAAACAGCUGCAGAGUACAGCGCCGAAGCUUUCCAGACAGCAUGCAUCUUGGCAGGGUGGGGUGGGCUAUCUGGCCAGCUCUAUGGGGAGCCUGACAAAGGUCACGAAGCGCGAAGGAUGGAAAGAUAUCAGCGAGAAGUGGGCAACUCUCUCAGCGGGGCUUUAGAAGAGACGCAGAGAGCGAACUCGCCGCAUUGGUAUGACCGAUAUGAGCACGCCGGUGAGGCGAUUGGGGGCUUCGUGUAUGGGCUUGGGGCUGACCAAAAAACUCGCCCCGGCCAAUUAUUAUGAGGCUUAUAGCUAACUUGUGGACACACAGAAGUAACGCGCGGCGAAAAGGACCCCAGAGGAGCGGGCGGUGGGUCGCUUUGGUUAGGUACCUCUUAGAAUGGACAAGGCUGCGCGCCGUGUUUCUUUGCAGCUGGCUGCUGGUGCAGGGUGAAGGUGAUGGUGCUGCUCGUGUUGUGGGUCGGAGUAUCCUCGGCCACGGCGGCGCUUCUGGUGUGGCCCUUCUGUCUUUUCCCUCUGAUCUGUGUGUGCUUGUGUACACUGGUGGGACGCCCUCGCCGUGUCUUCCUUGCCAGCGUUGCCUCACCGGUGUGUGGCUGGGGUUAAGGGGGGUAUUAACAAAAAAGGACAAACUUAGUCUACGACUUUAUGUCAUCCCCGAUGAGGGGCGGACGCAGUUCCCUCACAGCGAGGGCACACGCGGGCCGGCCGUGUCUCUCCGUUGGAUCCGGGCACUUGCUUUGGCGAGGGGGUGCGUGGCGUCUUCUCGUUUGGAGUGAUGUCUGUUGCGGCGCAGAGUGGGCUUGUGUUAUGACAUUCACCCAUCGCGCUGAGUGUGGCUCCGUAGGGGGGCACUCGGUUCCCGUUCCCGGCCCCCCUUCAUUCUCGCUAUCGUGCGUUGAUGUGCACGCCAAAUACUCGGUUGUGGGACACGCAGUAUCUAAAUCUAUGAAGAAAUUCAAUCUUCAGGCAUUCGCUUGCGCUCGUUGUGUUUGAGAAGGCGCUCUCGGCGUCCGACGGAGCGUCCGCGACCGCGCAUUGUGCUGUUGCAUUCGUGCGGCACCUUUCCGGUGAUCUGGAUAGUGCGAUCGAGAACUACCAUCGUGCGCUCAGUUUACAGUCCGACGACCCCUUCGCACAAGAAAUGUUGAACUAUGCCGUUCAGGAAGCUGCUGGAAUGGAGGUGGAGUAGCAGUUCGGGAAGUUCUGAAAAGUGUGAUCAAUACUUAAAGAGUUUGAGUUUAGUCAUAACAAGUUAUGAUCCAUUCUCUUUUUCAUCAUACGCGGCAUGCGCAAUCGUAAAUCACUUCUUGGAUGAAGCAUCAAAACCGCAUGAAAGCCUGAAGUGAAGCCUUAUUAUCGAAUAGAUACUUACUUUUGCCGAAGAUGAAUACGCAUGCGCAUCAUCUGCAAGUAUUUCGAUGAAAUUGGAAAUGGAGGAAAGUAGUAGGCACGAC